CCUCUCUCUAUCAAAAGUUCUCCUCUCCUCUGAAAAUUUGUUCUUUUUUGAAAGUCUCUCUCUCUUUUCUUAUUUUUGGGGGUAAACCUUCUUUGUCUCUCUCUAAAACCCUUUGUUUGUCUUCAUGGUUUAGUCUCGGAUCGAACAAGGCUGGAAAUUCGAGAAAGUUAUUGAUGGCGCCAACAAGAAAAUCUAAAAGUGUGAACAAACGAUAUUCGAGUGUAUAUGAAGUCUCUCCUGAUAAAGAUGCCAGUAAUUCAAGCAAAAAUAAGCCAAAGAAGAAAUUAGCUGACAAGUUAGGAUCUCAAUGGAGCAAGGAAGAAAUUGAGCGUUUUUAUAAAGCUUAUCGAGAGUAUGGGAAAGAUUGGAAGAAGGUGGCUGCUGCUGUGCAUAAUAGAUCCACUGAAAUGGUGGAGGCCCUUUACCUUAUGAACCGGGCAUAUUUAUCCCUGCCAGAUGGAACAGCUUCUGUGAUUGGCCUUAUAGCAAUGAUGACCGAUCAUUAUAGUGUCCUGAGAGGGAGCGAUUGUGAAAGAGAGAGUAAUGAGCCUUCUGAAAUACCCCAGAAAGCUCAAAAGCGCAAGCGGGCAAAGGUUCAUCUUGGUGCCUCAAAAGAAGGUGUUGUACAGCCUCAAUCAAUUGCAUCUAGUCAGGGAUGCCUAUCUUUGUUGAAGAGGGCAGGCCUUAAUGGUAUUCAUCCUCAUGCAGUAAGGAAAAGAACUCCUCGGGUUCCUGUUUCAUAUUCAUAUAGGAGAAAUGACACUGAAAGUUACAUUCCACCAAACAAAAGAGUUAAGAAGUCAGACGCUGAUGAUAAUGAUGCUGAACAUGUUGCCGCAUUGACGUUGACUGGGGCAUUGCAAAGGGGAGGCUCCCCUCAGGUUUCUCAGACACCUUACAAAAGAGCUGAAUGCAGAAGAUCCUCACCCGUUCAGAGCUAUGAUAGGACGUCACCACAACCGGAGACAACUAAGGCCAAGCUUGAUGAUUCUUCCUACGAAUGCUGGAUGGAAGGCAGGCCUAGGGGCACGGAACCUGUAAUUGGAACUCAUGCCAGAGAUGCAGACCCCUUGAUGGAUAUGGAAGUUGUUGGUACCAUUGAAGGUCAUCGAAAGGGAAAGAAAUUUUACAGGAAGAAAAUGAAAGUUGAAGAAACCAAGAACAAUCUCUCUGAUGAUGGUGGAGAAGCGUGUAGUGGCACUGAAGAAAGAAUUAGAGGUAGUACUCUCAAAGGGAAAGUUGAUAUGGAGAUUACCAGUGCAAAAAGUGAACAACUUUCACCAUGGAGUCAGAGGAAGAGAAGUAACAAGAAGCUUGUCUUCGGAGAUGAAAGCUCUUCCAUUGAUGCUCUGCUGACAUUAGCCAAUUUGUCAACGUCAAUGUUGCCAACAUCAAUAAUGGAAUCUGAAUCAUCUGUCAAAUUGAAAGAGAAUAGAAUUACACUUGAAUCUGUUGACAAGUCUAGUGCCCCUGAAGCUGCAUCUACAAGUCAUCACAGAGAUAAUAUUAAGCACCUACGGCCAAACGAAAAGGUGCUCGACUCAAUCACUGGUGCAGAGGAAGCUACCACUAGGAAACUAAAAGUUGGAAGGAAUUCAGCUAUGGAUGAUAAUGUUGUUUCUGAGGCAAAACAAAAGCCAGAACCUACCAAUAACUCUUGGAAAAGAAAACGCAAAUCCUUCAGUUCAAAGAUUUCUAAUGCAGAAGCUUCAAUGGAUUCUCAUCUCCGACAAUCUUUUGAUAAUGAGGACAUGGGUGAAGAAGACAAUAAAUAUCUCACUAAAGGUAAAUGUGGUGCUCAAUCUUCUGUUCAAUCAAGACAAUGGAAGUCAUUCAGAGUGUCAGAGGAUUCCUCUACUAAUGAUGAUCCAAAAAUGGCUGGAAUUGAUUCAGUGGUGUUGACUUCACAAGUUCCUGCACCAAACCCUGUUAGCGUACCACCUAAGCAUCAAAGUAGACGUAAAAUGAACCUGAGGAGAGCCUUCCUUUCAACAGAUAGAAGUUCUUCCAAGUGCACAUUGAAAAAUCAACCAAUCAAGCAGUCUGUCACACAAGACAGACUAAAGGAACAGCUCUCUUCCUGCCUAUCAUCUAAUCUGGCACGAAGAUGGUGCUGUUUUGAAUGGUUUUACAGUGCUAUUGAUUAUGCUUGGUUUGCUAAAAGGGAGUUUGUUGAGUACCUAAAUCAUGUCGGACUGGGUCAUGUUCCAAGGCUUACUCGUGUUGAGUGGGGUGUCAUAAGAAGUUCCCUUGGCAAACCUCGGAGGUUUUCUGAACGCUUUUUACAUGAAGAAAGGGAAAAACUUAAACAUUAUCGGGAGUCUGUGAGACAACAUUAUUCUCAGCUUCGCGUUGGUGCUAGGGAAGGACUUCCAACGGAUCUGGCAUAUCCUUUAUCAGUUGGACAACAAGUAAUUGCCAUUCAUCCCAAAACGAGGGAAGUUCAUGAUGGAAAAGUACUUACUGUGGACCAUGAUAGGUGCAGGGUUCAGUUUGAUAGUCCUGAACUAGGGGUUGAAUUUGUCAUGGAUAUUGAUUGCAUGCCAUUAAAUCCGUUGGAAAAUAUGCCGGAAGCACUUAGGAGACAGAACCUUGCUUUUGAUAAAUUCUCCGUGACACCUAAACCGUCUCAAGUGAAUAGCCAUUCAGAUUUUGGUGGGUCCACGGUAUUCACUUCAAGUGGGCGUCUGGAGAAUGGAACCAGCCCUGUGAACAUAUCGGCAAAUCAGAUAAAGGUGGAUGCCAACCGUAACAUUUUGCAUGCUAAGGCAGCUGUUCCUUAUGUUGUUAGUGCACAUCAAGCAGCCUAUGGUCAACCACUUACCAUGGCACAUAUCAAAGGGAGGGAAACUGAUACACGAGCUAUGUCUGAAUUGAACGGUGCUCUUGACAAAAAGGAAGCUUUAUUGAUGGAGCUCAGAAACACGAACAAUGACAUAUCAGAAAAUCGAAAUGGAGAAAGUUGUUUAAAAGAUUCUGAACCUUUCAAGAAGCAUAUUGCCACGGCUUCUUCUGCUUUAGUUAACUUGAGACAACAAAAUGCUUACCCAGCAAACCCCCUGUCACCUUGGCAGAAACCCCCAACCAAUUCCAACUUCUUUGGUGGCUUGAAAAGUUAUGUUGACAGUUCUCUUGUCUCACCAGAAUCAGGAUCUGGUGUGGGUGAAAUUGUUCAAGGCUCAAGACUAAAGGCGCAUGCUAUGGUGGAUGCUGCUAUGAAGGCCAUGUCAUCAAUGAAGGAAGGCGAAGAUGCAUUUAUGAGGAUUGGAGAAGCUUUGGACUCUUUAGAUAAACGGCAAUUCACAUAUGACAUUAGGAUGCCGGUGAUCAAGUCACGAGAGCAGGAGAAUGGCAGUAUGGAUUAUCGCAAUCACUUGGUUUCCUGUACAUCAAAACCGGUGGCUGCCGGUUGGGCAACUAAUCCCAAGUCGCAGGAGGCUUCUGACAAAAACGAGGAACAAGGUCCUUCAGAGCUGAUCGCAUCAUGUGUUGCUACUUUGCUCAUGAUACAGACAUGUACAGAGCGACAAUAUCCGCCAGCAGACGUGGCUCAAAUAAUCGAUUCAGCUGUUACAAGCUUGCAUCCAUGUUUCCCCCAGAACCUGCCAAUUUACCGAGAAAUACAAAUGUGCAUGGGGAGGAUUAAGACUCAAAUAUUAGCUUUGAUACCCACUUGAAUCUGAUUGCUUUAUUUUCUCUAUCUCCUUUCUUACCAAACCAUGUACAUAUGAUGUAGGAAUCCAGGUUCCUGGUAUAAUUCUUUCGAGUUCUUUCUACCCUCCCAGUUUUCUGUUUUUGUUUUAACAUGGAUCAACAAUUAUACAAAAUCUCAAUCCUAAUUGGACCAUGAUUCUAUGAA
Messenger RNA from Theobroma cacao (cacao), 3859 nucleotides. It is a transcript of the gene ALY2, whose product is annotated as ALWAYS EARLY 2. Gene Ontology annotation, cellular component: nucleoplasm; transcription repressor complex. Gene Ontology annotation, biological process: regulation of cell cycle; DNA-templated transcription; reproductive process. NCBI's taxonomy places the organism in Eukaryota, Viridiplantae, Streptophyta, Magnoliopsida, Malvales, Malvaceae. Gene Ontology annotation, molecular function: DNA binding. The record is from RefSeq and is a predicted model, not a curated record.